UAUUCUAAUCUCCAGUAGCCAAUUUGAAUAAAAUGGAUUCCAACCGCAUAUCUCCUAUCUAUAUCAGGUGGCUUGAUUGAAUAAUCCUCCGACCACCGGUGGCGUCCAUCCUAGUCCUCACCCUUGUCCAGGGGCGGCCAUGAUUUCUCCAAAGUCUACCAUGUUCGCACUUCGUCAACUUCCCAGGGCGCAUUUUCCACCUCGGGAGUAUCUUCCUAUAUCUCAUUCAUCAAGACAGAUCGAGGAAACCCUUCCUCUGUAUGGACCGGAAAACUACUACCCUGUUUAUACCGGGGAAGUAUUCGUGUCGAGGUACCAGGUAGUCUGCAAGCUAGGAUACGGCACGUCUUCCACCGCGUGGCUCUGUCGAGAUCUCGAGAAGCAACGCUUUAUCACACUCAAGGUCUGUGUCCAGGGCCGUGCUCCCGACCAUGAGAUCAAGAUCUCCAGGCACCUGAACAACGCAGCCGAUCACGCUGGGAAGAGCCGAGUCCGUCUAGUGCUGGACUCGUUUGAGAUCAUCGGUCCUCAUGGAAAACACACCUUUCUCGUCUACCAGCCGCUUGGGAUGACAUUUACCGAACUGCGAGAUCUACUCCCAGACAACAUCUUCCCAGAAGAUCUUCUUAUACAGAGAGGUAUCCAGCUCGUCUUGAUAUCGCUGGUAUUCAUACACGAAAACAAUGUCAUCCACACCGACAUCUCUCCCAACAACAUCCUCCACGCCAUAGACAACGAUUCUCUCCUUUCCCGCAUCGAAGAUGACGAGACAACUCGACCAGUAGCCAGAAAAGUCCUCCCGGACCACACCAUCUACUUCUCCCGCCCGAUGCCACCCUGCACGGGCCUACCGGUCCUCUCUGAUUUUGGCGAGGCGAGAGUGGGGAGUAACAAGCACAGGGGAGACAUCAUGCCUGGUGUAUAUCGAGCGCCGGAGGUAAUACUGGGUAUGGAGUGGGAUUCUAGCGUUGAUGUCUGGUCGACUGGCAUGAUGACGUGGGAUCUUGUAGAAAACAGCCAUCUCUUCUUUGCGAAGAGAGAUCACGUCCUCAGUGAUGAGCAACAUCUCGCUGAGAUGGUCUCUCUUAUGGGACCGCCUCCACCAGAGUUUCUGAAGAGGAGUGAGAGGUGCGAUCAAUUCCGGGAUGCAAAUGGCACCUGGAAAAGCUCUCUGCCCAUCCCGAAGCAAUCCCUCGAAACCCGAGCGCAGCGAUUCACAAACACCACCAAAGACAACACGCUCUUCCUCAACUUCAUGCGCAGAAUCCUCCGCUGA
Molecule: messenger RNA, 1276 nt
Organism: Aspergillus campestris IBT 28561
Lineage: Eukaryota; Fungi; Ascomycota; Eurotiomycetes; Eurotiales; Aspergillaceae
Product: protein kinase
Exons: 6
Coding region: 140-1276 (378 amino acids)
Biological process (GO): regulation of mRNA processing; protein phosphorylation; spliceosomal complex assembly
Molecular function (GO): ATP binding; protein kinase activity
Source: RefSeq, a predicted model, not a curated record